UUUUACAGGUACUGCCAGCUGCAAAAAAGUAAUGCUAAUUAACAAACUUGGCAGCACUUUUUCAAAUGUCAUCCAUUUUUAAAUGUCAAAUUAACCGCUCAAAACAAGACAAAAAAGCACUCAAAAUUAUUAUGUCUUCCUUUAACGACGCCAUAAAAUUAUUAAAAGAAAAACUGGACGAUCUUCAGCGUGAUACACAAUUUUGCGUCAACAACUACGAUUAUCAUCACAAAAAUAAUGAACAUGAAAUUUUACAAGAUCUUCAUUGCAUACUCAAGGAUUCCCUUGUGGACGGUCAAGAGUUUCUUAGUUACAUGGAAAAUAUACGCUCCUCCAUUGAAACAGCACGCAAGAAGUGUUCUGAUAUUGAUGUAUUAUUAGUUGAUUUAGGAGUUGACACUGAAAUAACCGAAGAAUCAGAUAAUUAUCCUACGGGUAGUCGUAGUUUUCACGAGGAGCAAGAAUCUGGUAAAGGAUAAAAUGUGUUGUUACUUAAUAUGCAUUGCUUAAGUCAGCAAAAACAUUGAUGGUAACUUGAAAAGAAAAGAGCUUAAAGAACAUAAAACUCCAAUAAGAUAAAUGUAGUUGAAAGAAUGUUUCUUGCUACAAAGCGUUAAAUGAUAAAUUUUUAGUUUUAUUUAAAAAAUUAAAGG
Lucilia cuprina (Australian sheep blowfly) is the source of this 653-nucleotide messenger RNA. RefSeq lists its product as uncharacterized. The transcript is spliced from 3 exons. Lineage: Eukaryota; Metazoa; Arthropoda; Insecta; Diptera; Calliphoridae. The coding region runs from base 66 to 479 and encodes 137 amino acids. The record is from RefSeq and is a predicted model, not a curated record.